Aegilops tauschii subsp. strangulata is the source of this 1547-nucleotide messenger RNA. Its product is annotated as AT-hook motif nuclear-localized protein 23. NCBI's taxonomy places the organism in Eukaryota, Viridiplantae, Streptophyta, Magnoliopsida, Poales, Poaceae. Gene Ontology annotation, molecular function: DNA-binding transcription factor activity; minor groove of adenine-thymine-rich DNA binding. The record is from RefSeq and is a predicted model, not a curated record. Gene Ontology annotation, cellular component: nucleus.
GGAUGCACAAGAAUUUGUUCUCCCAUCCAAACUCUCUCUCUCUCUCUCCUCCCAUUAUUUUAUGUACAUGUUGCACCUCCUCCUCCUACUGGUUGGAAGAAGCUCUCAAACCCCCUCUCCUCCUCCUCUCCCUUUCUCAUCUCCUCCUCUUCAUAGCUUGCCGUCCUCUCUUCUCCUCCCCUCCCGGCCAUCGCCUUAUCACACACUAGUACAUCAGUACAUGAGCUAGAGAGAAGCAUGGCAGGCCUCGACCUUGGCACCGCCGCGACGCGCUACGUGCACCAGUUCCACCACCUCCACCCGGACCUCCAGCUGCAGCAGAACAGCUACGCCAAGCAGCAGCACGAGCCCGCCGACGACGACCACAACGGCAACGGCAACGGCGGCAACUACGGAGCCCAGUACGGCGAGAACAACGACGGCGGCUCCUCCUCCUCCGGCCCCGCCGGUGAUGGCGCGGGUGGCGGCGGCGGGGGCGGGCCUGGGGACAUGGUGGCGCGCCGGCCACGGGGGCGCCCCCCGGGCUCGAAGAACAAGCCCAAGCCGCCGGUGAUCAUCACGCGGGAGAGCGCCAACACGCUGCGCGCCCACAUCCUGGAGGUCGGGAGCGGCUGCGACGUGUUUGAGUGCAUCUCCACGUACGCGUGCCGGCGGCAGCGCGGCGUGUGCGUGCUGAGCGGCAGCGGCAUCGUGACCAACGUGACGCUGCGGCAGCCGUCGGCCCCCGCGGGCGCCGUCGUGACCCUGCACGGCAGGUUCGAGAUCCUGUCGCUCUCGGGCUCCUUCCUGCCCCCGCCGGCUCCCCCUGGAGCCACCAGCCUCACCAUAUUCCUCGCCGGGGGGCAGGGGCAGGUCGUCGGCGGCAACGUCGUGGGCGCGCUCUACGCCGCGGGCCCGGUCAUCGUCAUCGCGGCGUCCUUCGCUAACGUCGCCUACGAGCGCCUCCCGCUGGAGGACGAGGAGGCGCCGCCUGCAACGGCAGGCAUGCAGAUGCAGCAGCCCGGCGACGCCGACGCCGCGGCCGCCAUGGGCGGCGUCCCGUUCCCUCCCGACCCGUCGGCUGCCGGCCUGCCCUUCUUCAACCAGCUGCCUCUCAACAACAUGACCGGCGGUCCCGGCUCGCAGCUCCCUCCCGGUGCCGACGGCCACGGCUGGGCCGGCGGACGGCCACAGUUCUGAAUUCUCACAGGUGCUUGGGAGAUCGGUGUAAUUGCUGUCGGCGGAGAGAAGGCGAGAUCACGAUGAGCAACCACAAGGUUUCAGGGCAGUUUGCAAAAAGGUUAGAGCACGCACACACGAACGAUCCAAGGAAACAAUCUAUCGUCUACUGCACUAUUUCUAUCUCUGUACAAUUUCGUAGUGUUUUGUCGAUCUCUGAUCAUGUUGUCCUCCUUGUUCUUUUUCUUCUUCUUCUUCUUCUUCUUCUUCUUCUUCUUCUAUUUUCUUUUCUUGUCUCUCCUGAACCUUAAUCUGUGGCCUGUGUAACCUUCUCGAUCUUGAUUUUCAAUAUGGCUCUUUAAAUAAUUAUCCCUCAAUUUGUCCGAGCA